AUGGAUGUCUUACCUGCCGGCAGCGACACGUUAGGUGUGAUGAAGCGCAUCCGAUAUGGUAUGGUUCCCGUCUUGGUUUGCCCGAUUAGGCCAGAUACACGACCCGUUGCGUUAGAUUCCGCACAGACAACGGAAGACGACAGGGCGCGGGCUGGUCAUUGGGCCGAAGAUGCGCUGACCAGUAGCCACAGCCAGAUCUGUACCUCUGCGAACAAGACGUGCGUCUAUCCGCCGCAGGAAGUCCCCCUCCGGGACCGACGGAGGGCGAAGGGUCUCCUUCCUGGCGAGAUGCAACCGUGGUCUGUCCCAAAGCAGACACACGUAUCGGGCCAACUGGGUGCUGAUCAAGCUUUGGGGCUUGGCAAGCCGUCUCAAUCCUCCACACUGGCCAUCCCAGUGGGUUUCACCGGACCUUGGUCGGGCGUACCCUCCUCACCGACCGGCCCCUUUGAAGUACUGCCAGUGAAGAUGCCAGCAAGGUCUCAGGAGCUGUACCAAUACUUUGCCAUGCAGUCCAUGCGCCUGUCACUUGGCCUGACCCUCGGCAAGGACAGUCUCCUGGUAUCCUCCCAUAACCCCGCAUCUUUCCGCUGCAUGCUCCUCCUUGCAAGUAUUCACUACUCUUGGAAUAUUGGCCAGCUCGCCCGCUUUCAAUCUACCUAUCUCAUGCACAAGGCAGAGAGUCUCGAGACUGUACGGAGUACCAUUGAUAGCCAGUCGCGACAGGAGUUGCUGGGUAACUUGCAACUAGUAGCAACAUUAAGUCUGGUCGAGGCAUGCAUUGGAAACCUAGCUGUCUCCCAAUUUCAUCUGAGUGGCCUGAUGGCUCUUCGUGAUGUUUGGGCUGGCCAUAAAGAGACACGCGAUGACAGAGCUACAUCGGAACUCGUCGACCGAUACAUUAUCCUAGUAUAUGGUUUCUUGUACGGGAUCAGGUCACGCCUCUCCGAUGUGCCUCUGCCAGAGGCAAAAGCUCUUCAGUUCGGCAAGCUCGGUCCGAGUUACAUAUCUCUUAUGCACUCACGAUACCAUCUUGAAGCGGAUGGACUCAGUAACCGCCUAAUAGCGCUGAGGUUGCUGCCUUCUUUCGUGAACCCUGCGUUGCCGAAGGCCUUCCCGGAGGAUGUUGAUCCAGCUGUGACACUUCCAUCGCUGCGAGAUAUCACAACGCUGUUGGACACGAAGAACAGGUACAUUCAAGGCGUUGAUGAGUACCAGCCCGAAAUGAUGUGGAACGACGGCGGCCCCACCAGGCUGCUUGUCGCCCUUUCAAAGUUGCAUGCUCAGACAUUGGAGGCGCAACCAAAAGGCCAAGGGCGGACACCCAGCCCAGAGCUACAGAAGGACUUACCUGGCGUGUCCUAUUCAGCCCUUAGCGCGGCCAUCGCGCUCUACCUUCAUUCUGUCCUCGGGACGUAUAAUGCGGGCGAGCCCAUGGAUCAGAAGUUCCACCGACACGUUCUGCUGCUCGUGAAGACGGAAAUCGACGCCAAGCAAAGGCAAAUGUGUAGAGACUUCGGCAAGAAAGGUGCAAACUUUUGGUUCUGGCUGGUCAUGACGGCGCGUCGCGGCCUGGACACUAUGGAAGAUCCAGAGGCAAAUAGAGAACUAUGUGGGAAGCUACGGCGCAGUCUAGAAACACAUAUCAGGAACUGGGCUCAUCUUAGUCGUACAAGGCUGUGGGAGGAUGCCUUUGAGGCACUGAACGAUUACGUCUGGCCUGGGACGUCUCCGGACGCAGGGAGGAUGAUAUGGCUGCAUGCUAUGGAGGGCUCCAACACGUGUUUGAACGAAUAG
Molecule: messenger RNA, 1797 nt
Organism: Thyridium curvatum
Lineage: Eukaryota; Fungi; Ascomycota; Sordariomycetes; Thyridiales; Thyridiaceae
Exons: 3
Coding region: 1-1797 (598 amino acids)
Source: RefSeq, a predicted model, not a curated record